UUUACUGAUGACGUAAACUAAACGCGACCCAAAAGGUCGUUUGGCUUUUUUUUCUCCAUGUGAAGUGUUCGACCUCUGAGUGGAUAAACCAACAGAUUAACUGUAAUAAUUCAUGUGCAGCAGGUGACUAUGCUUGUUGUGAGGAAAGCUGUGCAGUCGGCGGUGAGGAAAAAUAUCAACCGGUCAUUUUCUGCCUCACGGCCUCACCUAAAGGAGAGAAACGGUUUGGUGCUGGGAGUGUUUGAGAAGGAGGGAGAUGAGGGUGCUCUUCAUCUGACUGAAUCAGCAGCGAGGUUUGAUCAGAGUGUGUGUGGAAAACUCUCAGAGCUGCUGCACAUAGCUGGACCUGGGCUCAAGAAAGGCAAAAACAGGAUAUUUUAUGGAAUCCACCAGGACUUCCCUUGUGUGGCAGUAGUCGGGCUGGGCAAGAGCGAUUCAGGUGUGUGUGGAGCUGAGAACUGGGAUGCAGGGAAGGAGAACAUCAGGCAUGCUGUUUCAGUUGGUUGCAGAUCACUUCAGGAGCUGGAGGUGAGCCACGUUGAAGUGGAUGGCUGCGGUGACCCUCAAUCAGCAGCAGAAGGCGCUGUUCUGGGCUUGUUUAACUAUGACCAACUCAAGUCUAAGAAGAAGAUCAAAGUAACAACGCAGCUUCACGGAAGCUCUGAUGUGGACUGCUGGAAGAAAGGCGUUGUGUAUGGAGAAGGCCAAAAUCUGGCCAGAUUUCUCAUGGAGGCUCCUGCCAAUCACAUCACUCCUACUGCUUUUGCCAGCACCAUUGAAGAGAAACUGGCUCCACAUGCCGAACGAGUCACAAUAAGUAAACGAUCACAAGCUUGGAUUGAGGAGCAACAGAUGGGAGCUUUCCUUAGUGUAGCAAAAGGUUCAGAGGAGCCUCCUGUUUUCCUGGAGCUACACUACAAUGGUUCACCUGACAGUAAACAGCCGCCGCUGCUGCUGGUGGGAAAAGGGAUCACAUUUGACAGCGGAGGCAUCUCUCUGAAGCCGUCUGUCUCCAUGGAUGCAAUGAGAGCUGAUAUGGGUGGAGCCGCCACUGUUUGUGCAUCUAUUGUCACAGCAGCAGCUCUAAAUCUCCCAGUCAACAUUAUUGGUCUGGCCCCGCUGUGUGAGAACAUGCCAAGUGGAAAGGCUACUAAACCAGGGGAUGUUGUCAGAGCUAAAAAUGGGAAAACAAUCCAGGUUGAUAAUACAGAUGCGGAGGGCAGAUUGAUACUUGCUGAUGCACUCUGUUAUGCACACGCUUUCCACCCUAAAGCCAUCGUCAAUGUUGCAACACUGACAGGUGCAAUGGAUGUAGCUCUGGGCUCAGCAGCAACAGGAGUGUUUACCAACUCUGACUGGCUGUGGGAGCAGUUACACAAGGCUAGUGUUGUGACAGGUGAUAGAGUUUGGCGGAUGCCUCUGUUCCAACAUUACUCGAAGCAAGUAACUGACAGCCAGCUGGCUGACCUCAACAACAUCGGCAAAUACAGCCGUUCUGGAGGUGCGUGCACAGCAGCUGCGUUCCUGAGGGAGUUUGUCACAGCUCCUCACUGGGCUCAUCUGGACAUUGCUGGUGUGAUGAGUAACAAAGAUGAAAUUCCCUACCUGAGGAAAGGGAUGUCUGGAAGACCAACACGCACGCUAGUGGAGUUUGCUGCCAAGUUGGCCCCACAGUUACUGAGAACCUGAUGGCACAGAAUAAUGUUCUUCAAGACUUGAAUGGUGAUCUUCAUCCAUGGAAAAGAGUCUGAUAGAAAGCAGCGUAAACAGACCUGUCUGUGAUCUGAGGAGGAAAAUCAUUUGUAAAACAGCUGGAUGAAGAUUUACUGUUUACAGUUGAAGGAUUUUUAGGCAUUUGUGCUUUUCUUUCACAAAAGUUUUUUCUACUAUGUAAUUUACAUGUGAAAAGAAACCUUACUUUCUAAAUAAAAGUAGCCAAUAACAACAAUAAA
Molecule: messenger RNA, 1952 nt
Organism: Nothobranchius furzeri (turquoise killifish)
Lineage: Eukaryota; Metazoa; Chordata; Actinopteri; Cyprinodontiformes; Nothobranchiidae
Gene: lap3
Product: leucine aminopeptidase 3
Biological process (GO): proteolysis
Cellular component (GO): cytoplasm
Molecular function (GO): metalloaminopeptidase activity; manganese ion binding
Source: RefSeq, a predicted model, not a curated record